GGGAACCUACUGGCUACCUAACUGGAGAAAAUGAAACUUUGUUAUUAAAUAACAGAGAUGGUGAGGCAUUUAACCUCCAAGAAGUUGUAGAAGAGGUAGUUGAAAGUUUGGGAGGUGAUUGUUAGAUGUAGAAAGUCAUCUUUCAGAGGUGGAGAGUAGUAAUUCAGAUCUGGAAGAUAUACCUGAAGAGGAUGACUCAGAUGUAGAUGAGGAGUUGAGAACUCUUAGACAAGACAAAAGAAAUAAAAAACAGAAGAAAAAAGCUCCUGUUACAGAAGAGAUACCUGUUGGAGAGGCUGGAGGUAUAGAUAGAGGGUUUGAAGAUAUUGGGGUAGACAAGGCUAACAAAUAUGCUGGAAAAUUGGUGGGAGAUGAAGAGAAAAUCAGUAGUUCUGAAUGUUGGAGUGAUGAUAGCAGGGAAGAGCUAGAUGUAGAAGCUGAGAGGAGUAGAUCUACCCUCUAGGAGCAGAAGUAAAAAAGUAAGAUAUGAUGAAGCUUGUGAGGUGGUUGUAUUUGAGCUUGGUAUGGUAUUUGAGAAUGUAAGACGGUUUAGAAAGGUUGUGGCAGAUUAUGUUGUUGAGUAUAGGAGGCAAAUUAAACUAAGACCUAAUGAGCCUCAUAGGGUAAGGGUUAAGUGUAAAACAAAUACAUGUAAAUGGUUGUUGGCUGCUUCUUUGGAUAGAGACUCUGGUGAUUUUAGAGUCAUUAACUAUCAUCCUGUACAUAAAUGCAUUCCUACUAACAAAAAUAAGCUUUGCACUUCUAACCUUAUUGCCAGAAAGUUCAAGGAUAGGAUAGUUUCCCAGCCAUAUAUAAGGCUUUGGGAAAUUCAAGAGCUGGUUAGAGACAAGUUGGGUCUUUAUGUUGGUAGGACUGUGUGUUAGAGAGCAAAACAUAAAGUUCUGAAGGAAAAUAUGGGUGAUUGGAAGCUGGAAUUCUCAAGGUUAUGUGAUUAUGCAGACAUCAUCAAGCAAACAAUUCUAGGAAGCUCAUGCUGGGUUAAAAUUCAUAAAGAGACAGAUCCUGGGAAGAAUUUGUUUGUAUAUUUCUAUGUAUGCUUUGAAGCCUUCAAAAAAGGAUGGUUAGAUGGGAGUAGGAAAAUCAUAGGAUUUGAUGGUUGUUUUCUUAAGGGAGCUUGUGGAGGUCAACUUCUUGCUGCUGUUGGAAGGAAUGGAAACAAUCAAAUGUUUCCUAUUGCUUGGGCAAUUGUGGAUCAAGAAACAAAACAUAGCUGGAGUUGGUUCUUAGGAUAUUUGAUUGAUGACUUAAAUCUGGGCACUGGUGAAGGUUUGAGUGUAAUGUCAGAUACGCAAAAGGGACUUGUUCCUGCCAUAAUGGAGUAAUUGCCAAAUGUAGAGCAAAGAAUGUGUGCUAGGCAUAUCUGGAGUAACUGGCAUAUCAAAUGGAGAGGAGAAGCUAGAAGAAAACAGUUCUGGAGAUGUUCAAAAGCUAGCUUUGAAGUCAAAUUUAAAGAGGAGCUGGAAGUAUUGAGUAAAUUAGGUAAGAAGGAAAUAUGUUAGGAUUUGUUGCAUUAUCCAAAGGAAACAUGGUGCAGGGCCUAUUUUAAAAUUCAUGCCAAAUGUGAUAUUGUUGAGAACAACAUGAGUGAGACUUUCAAUUCUUGGAUUUUAGCUGCUAGGCAUAAGUCUAUUAUCACCAUGUUAGAGGAAAUUAGGCAUAAACUAAUGAACAGACAUGGAUAUGAUCAAUUUUGCUAAAACAUGGAUUACAGAUAUUUCUCCUAUGGCAAGAACAAUACUAGAGGAAAAUAAAGAGUACUCUAAGAAGUGUAAAGUUAUGUGGAAUGCACAAGUUAGUUUUAAAAUUCUAGACAAUGGAUAUAGGUUUAGGGUUCAUUUGGGAAACAAGACUUAUGAUUGUAGGUUAUGGCAGUUAAGAGGUAUUCUUUGACCCCAUGCAGUCUGUGCUUAUUAUAAAUUAAACUUAGAUCCUGAUGAGCAUGUAGAGCAUUGGUAUAGGAAUGAUACAUUUCUGAAGGCCUACAGUUACUAUAUUCAACCUAUUCCCAAUCUAAAGAUGUGGCCUGAAAGCUCAAAUCCAUCAAUAGAGCCUCCUCUGCCAAAGUCAAUGCCAGGUAUACCUAAAAGGUGUAGAAGAAAGGCUAAGGAUGAACCAAAAAAGAAGUAUGGAAAGCUAUCAAAGAAGGGUGCCAACAUGACUUGUUCAAAAUGCAAACAGAUUGGCCACAACAGAAAAGUGUGUCAAACAGGAGUAAGUUUAUACAUUCUAUCUACAUAUAUUUCUCACUGUUCUUUUUAUAUGUCUUACAUGUUCUGUUAUGUGUUGUAGUCUGGACUGGGGGAUUCUUCACAGCCUAGAGAAUCAAAUGCCCAACCUAGCCAACCAAGCCAGCCAACCAACCCAACCAAGCUCUGUUUGUGAAGACACUACAGCUCUUAGAAGAGUAAACCAAAGUAGGGGAGGUGUUGGGAAAGGCAGAGGAGGUGGAAGCAAAAGAGGUAAUGGAAGAGGAACCCCAUUUGUAAGUCCAAGAGAUGCUUAAUCUAGUCAGACUAAGGGUUCUAAUUUUGCUGAAUGUGUUGCUGCAACUGGAGGAAACAAAAGGCCUAGAACUAUUGGGUUUAGUGUAUACUCUGACCCUCGAACUGGAAACCAAGUGUUUAAUGUAUGUUCACUUCUAUUUUUUUUCUUCGUAUUGAACAAAUAGUUACUAUAUUUGGUCUACUAUUAAUAAUUCUUUUGCCUUGUUUUUAUUUUAGCCUGGUACCUCAAGUAAGAGAGUUCUACCAGGAUUAUCAACUGUGAAGAGUGCCUCGCCAACCAAUAUUGAUAUUGGUUUUGUUCCACGGGGC
Nicotiana attenuata is the source of this 2834-nucleotide messenger RNA. RefSeq lists its product as uncharacterized. The coding region runs from base 915 to 1343 and encodes 142 amino acids. The transcript is spliced from 2 exons. The record is from RefSeq and is a predicted model, not a curated record. NCBI's taxonomy places the organism in Eukaryota, Viridiplantae, Streptophyta, Magnoliopsida, Solanales, Solanaceae.